Molecule: messenger RNA, 1321 nt
Organism: Purpureocillium takamizusanense
Lineage: Eukaryota; Fungi; Ascomycota; Sordariomycetes; Hypocreales; Ophiocordycipitaceae
Product: H/ACA snoRNP pseudouridylase subunit
Exons: 5
Coding region: 264-1211 (315 amino acids)
Cellular component (GO): cytosol
Molecular function (GO): aldose reductase (NADPH) activity
Source: RefSeq, a predicted model, not a curated record
GGCGGCUCUCGCACCGAGGUUGCGACGACUCCCCGAGGAGACGAGGUAGGGGACCCAAGAUAUAACCAACGCGUGUGACCCUUAUGUGUGCUUGGCCUUUCUGGCUUUGCAUUCUGUCACUGUAUCCAAGUAACCAAGUCACGGCCGCGAUUUCCAUUCUGUGAAACCAACAACAAGUCCGGGGCUACGCGUGUCGUAAACGAAAGCCCACAGCAGCGGCAACAUCUUUUUAUUGCAAAGUGAGGUUCGAAGCCUGUCGGACAAUGGCGACUAGGAGCAUGUUUACGCUCAACACGGGCGCGGAGAUGCCCGCCGUCGGCUUCGGAACGUGGCAGUCCAAGCCCGGCGAGGUGCAGGCCGCCGUGUCGUACGCGCUGCAGAACGGGUACCGGCUGGUGGACUGCGCGUACUGCUACGGAAACGAGGACGAGGUCGGCAAGGGGCUCAAGGAGGCGUUCGAGUCUGGCGCUGGUGCUGCUACAGUGAGGCGCGAGGACGUCUUCGUCAUGACCAAGGCGUGGGCGACGUACAACACGCGCAUCGAGGAGGGGCUCGACAAGAGCCUCAAGAGCUUGGGGCUGGACUAUGUCGACUUGUACCUGAUUCACUGGCCGGUCCUCCUGAACCCAAAGGGCAACCAUGACAAGUUCCCGACGCUGCCCGACGGCUCCCGCGACGUCAUCCGAGACUGGAACCACAUCGAGGCGUGGAAGCAGAUGGAGGCCCUGCUGAGCACGGGCAAGGUCAAGGCCAUUGGCGUCUGCAACUACAGCAAGCGUUACCUCGAGGAGCUGCUCAACCACGCCAGGGUCGUCCCCGCCAUCAACCAGAUCGAGAACCACCCCAGCCUGCCGCAGCAGGAGAUUGUCGACCUCUGCCGCGCCAGGGGCAUCCACGUCGUGGCGUACAGCCCGCUCGGCAGUACGGGGAGCCCGCUCUUCGCCGCCGAGCCGGUCGUCAGGGUCGCCGAGCGGCGCGGCGUCGGCCCCGGGACCGUACUGCUGAGCUACCACGUCGCCCGCGGCAACACCGUCCUCGCCAAGUCCGUCACGCCGUCGCGUAUCAAGGCCAAUCUCGACAUCGUGCCGCUCGACGCCGAGGACAUGAAGCUGCUGGACGACUACUCGGCCGAGCUGACGCGCAGGGGGGAGCUGAAGCGCUACGUGUACCCGCCGUUUGGCGUCGAAUUUGGCUUCCCGGACAAGUCAUGAUGGGGGCCUGCCGCAGCGAGAGCGGGGACCGGAUAGACGUAAAGGAAAUACAGGAAAAUCAUGCGAGCUGGUAGUAGUACAGAACGCGGGCACGGUCCAGGAUGCCAGAU